AUGGAAUUAUUCUAUUCAAAACUUGAUAAACAUAUAGAAUCUUUAGACGAAAAAUUUCGUUCAAAAUUUGUUAUCACACGAGCUGUUUAUAAUGACAUCAUAUUGGUGAUAAAAGAUGGUUGGGGUGAAGCACAGUUUAAAUUCUGGGUCCACAAACACUUUAAAUUAGUUACUAUUGGCGAAUUACAAGUUGUUUAUGGCAUUAAGUCAAAUAAUCCGGUGAUUACAUAUGAACAAUUAUAUAUAAAAAUUAAAGAAUGUCAUGAAAGAGUGAAACAACAGUAUUGUUGGAUUCCAUUUGAUGUAGUAGUCAUUUUUAUUUCACAAUGUGAUGUAUGUUGCAAUCGAAAAGGAUUUCCCAAACCAAUAGCUGGAUUAGCACCGGUUGUUUACGCAAUCAAUACCAGUGAUGCUAAGUCAAUUAAUAAAACACCUUAUGAGGUUGUUUUCGGACAGAAACCACGUUCCGAUUUCGAAGUGUGGAAGCUAUUAAGUGAAGCUGGUAUUGAAGAUGAGGAAAAAUUGCCACAAGAAUUUGUUAAUGCUUUGAAUGAAGUUGAUUGUGGUGGAAGUGACAUUAUCGGUCAAUCUACUCAAUGUGCUAAAGAAGUGGCUAUAGCUGUUCAAAGUACACAUUAUUCAAAACAAUUAAUUAAUAAAACUAUGUCACCAAAAACAACAAAUACUGUUGAACAGUCGCCAUUAUCAUCAUCACUAAAUACCAUUUGUCAUAAAGGAAAUGAUACAGAAUCAAAUGAAGAUGUUAAAUGUUGUAAUGCAAUAGACCACGAAGAGGUUAUAUGUUCUUCAACUUUAGCUUCAAUUGAUAAUAUGAAUAAUAAUAAUGAUGGUGAUGAUAUCUCAACACCAGAUAGACAUAAACGAAUUAGAGAUGAAGCUGAAGAAGCUUAUAUGAAAACAAUUGCUAAAAGACAAAGAUUAUAUGAUGAUGCUCAACACUUACGACAAUUCCAAAUUGGAGAUUUGGUUGGGUUAAAAAUUGAUAAAGUUGAUAGAACCAACACAACACCAAAAAUUUUACCAUGCAAAGUUAUUUCAAUACAAUCAUCAUAUGAUAAUAUCAAUAUCUAUUGCCUUUGUACAACAAAAUGUGUUCUUUCUUCAAAAUAUUAUGUAAAUGAUUUGAUUGAUUUAACAAAAUGUAAUUUUGCGGAAUUGCGUGCUAUUGAUUUUCAAACAUUACCAACACAAACAUUUAUUCAAGCUUGCAAAGAUUACGUUAGCAGUGGGUUCAAUCCAGUGGUUGAAGCUUGUGUUUGUCAUGGCGCCUGUGCUACAAAAAAAUGUCAAUGCAAAGCAGCUAAAGUACCAUGUGGUACAAAGUGUCAUCCUGCUAAAAAGAAAUCUUGUACAAAUAUAUAG
Messenger RNA from Rotaria sp. Silwood1, 1383 nucleotides. The record is from the annotation of a GenBank genome assembly. Lineage: Eukaryota; Metazoa; Rotifera; Eurotatoria; Philodinida; Philodinidae.